AUUCUUUGAAAAAUACUAAAGUCGAGCCGCUAAAGCAGGAUUUCUAUUUUCUAGUAUACUUUCUAGUUUCUAAAUGUGUUCCAAUUCAUGAUCCUCCUGGAGUAUUUCUCCUUGUUAUAAUGAAGCAAUCCACAACCCUUUCCGGCUAACUAUCAAAAUUUUUUUUUUUAACAAAAUCUUCGCACUUUCUACUCAUAUUUUCAAGUAAUUCUUGCACCAAUUAUCCUUUUAGGGUUUCAGCUUAUGUUUUUCCGUUCAAAUUCGCCUUAAUAUUUUCAAUUUAUCAGCGAUGAAGUGCCAAGUAGAGAGAGCUUUCAUUGGAGCAGGUUGCAAUAGAAUCGUGAACAACGUUUCUUGGGGUGCUUCUAAUUUAGUUGCUUUUGGUGCCCAUAAUGCUGUCGCUAUUUUCUGUCCCCAGAAAGCUCAGAUUUUGACUACACUCCCUGGUCACAAUGCUGCUGUCAACUGUACUUAUUGGCUUCCCUCCUCCAAAUUUGCUUUCAGAGCUCAACAAUUAAGCCAUCAUUAUUUGCUUUCUGGGGAUGCCAAUGGUAUCAUAAUGUUAUGGGAAGUCUCUCUCACGGAUGGAAAGUGGAGGCAUGUAUUGACUGUACCACAACCACAUAAGAAGGGUGUGACAUGCAUAUCAGGAAUAAUGUUUUCUUCAACUGAAGCAAUUUUUGCUUCAACUUCUUCUGAUGGUAAUGUGAACAUCUGGGAAAUCAUCUUGCCAGUUACUACAGGAGGGGACUGCAAAUUGUCACAUCUUGAGUCUCUCUUUGUUGGUUCAAAAACAAUGGUUGCACUCGCAUUAGCAGAGCUACUUGAUAAUACAGGACGCGUGGUCCUGGCCAUGGGAGGUUUGGAUAACAAGGUUCAUAUCUAUUCCGGAGAGAGGACAGGAAAGUUUGUUCGUGCUUGUGAACUCAAGGGACAUUUAGAUUGGAUAAGAAGUUUGGAUUUCUCUUUAGCUGUAGGCAAGAAGGGGGCAAGAGAUACUUUGUUACUUGUGAGUUCUUCUCAGGAUAAAACUAUACGCAUAUGGAAAAUGGUCUUAUCUGAUACCUCAGGUAAGUCUGAAAGGAAGGAUGUAAUUGGUUUAGCUUCAUACAUCGAAGGUCCUCUAUUUGUGUCUGGGCUGUCCACCUAUCAGAUAUCACUAGAAUCUCUCCUUAUUGGACAUGAGGACUGGGUGUAUUCAGUCCAGUGGCAGCCACCUUCUAGUACAUCCACAGAAAACAAUGGGCACCUACAACCUCAAAGCAUUUUAUCUGCAUCGAUGGACAAGACUAUGAUGAUCUGGAAACCUGAGAAAAUUUCUGGCAUCUGGAUGAAUGUUGUCACUGUGGGGGAGCUUAGUCAUUGUGCGUUGGGUUUUUAUGGUGGGCACUGGAGUCCAAAUGGGGAUGCCAUUUUGGCACAUGGAUAUGGUGGGUCUUUCCAUCUCUGGAAAGAUGUUGGUAUUGAUUCUCACAAUUGGCAGCCUCAGAAAGUUCCUUCUGGACAUUAUGCAGCUGUAUCUGACAUCGGUUGGGCCAGGUCCGGUAAAUUCUUGCUAUCAGUCAGUCAUGAUCAGACAACUCGAAUUUUUGCUCCAUGGUUGAGUGGCAUGGGAGAUCAAGGCUCCUGGCAUGAAAUUGCUCGUCCUCAAGUUCAUGGUCAUGAUCUUAAUUGCGUGACGAUCAUACAAGGGAAGGGGAAUCACCGAUUUGUUUGUGGAGCUGAUGAGAAAGUGGCCAGAGUGUUUGAAGCCCCUCUAUCUUUUCUGAGGACAUUAAACUGUGCUGUUUCCAGUGAAUCCGAUCUCCAGGAAGACAUUCAGCUGGAUGUGAAAAUUUUAGGGGCAAACAUGUCUGCUCUUGGGCUUUCACAAAAACCUAUAUAUGUUAAUGCUGUACAGGAGGCUCCCGAGAGACCUGACAGUGAAGCAAUCGACACCCUCGAAACUGUUCCUGAAGCAGUACCUGUUACAUUGACCAAACCACCUAUUGAGGACCAACUGGGAUGGCAUACAUUGUGGCCAGAAUCGCACAAGCUUUAUGGUCAUGGGAAUGAAUUGUUUUCUUUGUGUUGCGACCAUGAGGGAAAGCUUGUCGCUUCUUCUUGCAAGGCCCAGACAAUGUCAGUGGCAGAAAUAUGGCUGUGGGAAGUUGGUUCAUGGAAAGCAGUUGGUCGUUUACAGUCUCAUAGCUUGACUGUGACACAGAUGGAAUUCUCUCAUGAUGACAGUUUACUUCUGUCUGUCUCGAGGGAUCGUCAGUUUUCUGUCUUCUCCAUCAAAAGAGAAGGUGUGGAUGAAACCAACUAUGAGCUUCUAGUGAGGCAAGAGGCUCACAAAAGGAUUAUAUGGGCGUGCUCUUGGAAUACCUUUGGUCAUGAGUUUGCAACUGGGUCGAGAGAUAAGACCGUGAAGUUAUGGUCUGUCGUGAGCAGAACUUCCGUCAAACAGUUGUCGACUUUGCCGCCUUUUCCAUCCAGUGUUACUGCAUUGUCUUGGCUCGGUCUUGAACGUCAAACAAACCAUGGUCUAUUAGCAGUUGGAUUAGAAAAUGGUUUCAUAGAACUAUGGUCUCUUUCGGGUAUAAGAUCGGAGCACGGCUCUACAUCGGUCGCAGGAUUUACUGCUAACGCUGUAGCACGGUUGGAUCCCUUUAUGUGUCACGCAUCUACCGUGCAGCGUUUGGCAUGGAGAAGCUCAGAGUCAGAGAAAACAGAAGACAGCCAAAACAAUCAGCUUGCUUCUUGUGGAGCUGAUAAUUGUGUGCGUGUGUUCGAGGUGAAUGUUAGUCAAUGGUAGCAUUUUCUCCUAUCGUUAGGCUCCAAUAGCAAGUUAAGCUAGCUAAUCCAAAUUUUGCAUGAGUGGUCCUUUUAUUUUUCUUUUUAUAUUUAUAUAUUAUUUGUUUGUUGGUAAGGUUAGUAAUUUAAGAUAUUUGGAUCGAUUUUUAGAAUUUAAUGUAAUCUAUUAGGAAAACUACUUAAUAAGGUUUAUGAUAAUACUUGUCUUGUUUAAUUAAUUUUUUCUUCACUACAGUAAAGUCGAAAUAUCUCUUUUAUUACCACUGUAAAUCAUAAAUCAGUGAUUUCAGGCCGAAUGAUUUAAGAAUU
Molecule: messenger RNA, 3105 nt
Organism: Amaranthus tricolor (Joseph's coat)
Lineage: Eukaryota; Viridiplantae; Streptophyta; Magnoliopsida; Caryophyllales; Amaranthaceae
Product: elongator complex protein 2
Exons: 11
Coding region: 290-2797 (835 amino acids)
Biological process (GO): tRNA wobble uridine modification
Cellular component (GO): elongator holoenzyme complex
Molecular function (GO): protein binding
Source: RefSeq, a predicted model, not a curated record